AUGGCUAUUGAAGAAAAAGCGAGCAUCGAUACCUUAUUAAUUGCCGCUGAGGUUUUAGAACGUGACGUUAUUAAACCUGACAAAAGUUCCCGAUCUGGUGGUAGAGACCACUACGCAGUGAAUGGCCUAAGUGAGCAGGUUUUUCGAUCAAUUCCGUACCAUGGCGAAACUUUCAAAAAUAUGGCAAAUAUGGAUCGGCGAAAUCCGGGCUCCGCGGCUUUCCUCUCCAAUUCAAGAUCACAGGUAAUAACGUAA
Molecule: messenger RNA, 255 nt
Organism: Dibothriocephalus latus
Lineage: Eukaryota; Metazoa; Platyhelminthes; Cestoda; Diphyllobothriidea; Diphyllobothriidae
Source: the annotation of a GenBank genome assembly